This is a messenger RNA of Oikopleura dioica, 867 nucleotides long. Lineage: Eukaryota; Metazoa; Chordata; Appendicularia; Copelata; Oikopleuridae. The record is from the annotation of a GenBank genome assembly.
AUGACAGUAAUUUUGACUGACGAAGAGGCCAGAAUAAGAGCAGAAAGAUUGAGACGCGACCAUGAUCAACUGGAGAAGCUACUUGAUCGAGCAGAAAAGUACAUUCGCCAGCUUGACCAAACGAAAUCGACAGAAAACCUCUCGAUGCCGCUUCCCACGCCAAUGUCAGUAAAACUCCUGUCCGACGAGCGCCCGAUCAAAAGUCCAACACCAUCAUAUCGAAGCGAAACGAAAUCACCAGCGCCAGAUAUCAGGAAUCAAAUUAUGUCGCCGACAGAACGCAUGAAGCAAAUUACAAUCGACACGGACUCGGAUUCGCAAUCGAGUUUUUCGCAAAGCAUUCAUCUUUCUGGAAGAGACAAUUUUCAGAAAACUCCCGACGAAUUAGCCACGAGCGCUCAACGACUCUCGAAAGAGUCCGCGAAGUCGACUGAUUUUUCCGAAAAGACUGAGGCGUCGGAGAAAACCGCCUCCAAAGCUGUUUCUAUCGCUUCCCCAAGAUCGACUGGCAGCAGCAAGAAGCAAGUCAGCGUUCGAAUCGCCUCGCCAGCAAGCGAAAGUCGAGCGACUAGUCAAAGACCGAGCUCGAGAAAAUCAGGAUCAAAGUCGCCAAGUGUUUUGAAAUCUUCAACACGAUCUUCCAAAAGCUCUGGAACAAAGAGCCCGAAGCCGAAGCCAAUGCGCCAGAUGGAAGUGAUGCUAAUCCCUUCCGACUCAGAUAGCGACUGGAGCCAGCUUGCUGGCCCUUCUACAAGCAAAGCCAGCAAAGCAAGACUAGCCGCGCAAACCAGACAGAAGCCAGCGAACAAAUCGUUCAACUCUGUGAUGAACGCGCUCGACGAUGAUGAUUCCUUCCAAUUUGAUUGA